Messenger RNA from Malus domestica (apple), 1733 nucleotides. RefSeq lists its product as uncharacterized. NCBI's taxonomy places the organism in Eukaryota, Viridiplantae, Streptophyta, Magnoliopsida, Rosales, Rosaceae. The record is from RefSeq and is a predicted model, not a curated record. Gene Ontology annotation, molecular function: glycosyltransferase activity.
GAGUCGCACUUGCUUCAGUAGUGGGCACCUCCCCACUUUCCCACACAGCCAGCCAUAUAAUUUUAUAAAAAUUCAAAGCAACAAUACACCUAAACAUCAUAUUUCAGACUUUUUUCCCAUUCAAUUCCCAACCAAUAUGGCCUCCAACAACAAACCGAAGAAACUCAUGGUUUCCUCUUCCCAAUCAAAUCUUUGCACCACCCUCUUCUUCAUUGUCCUCUUCACCAUCCCCGCCCUUUUCCUCCUCCGCACCACCACCACAACUUCUCUUUGCACCACCACUUUUUCCACCCACCCUGGCCCCACCUGGUCCGGCGAUCUCCGAGAGGCUCAGUUCGCCUGGAACCGCCUUCCCUUUCUUCAAGACCGUCCUCGACCAACCGCCCUCAGAAUCGCCGUCUUCUCAAGAAAAUGGCCUAUAGGCACCGUCCCGGGUGGCAUGGAGCGCCACGCCCACACUCUCCACACAGCUCUCUCCCUCCUCGGCCAUCAAGUCCAUGUGUUCACCUCCCCAGUCCCUUCCAAGGAGCUGAUCAAACUCGACAACCAACAUGGAAGUCCGAGCCCAUCGUCACCCUAUAUCCACUUCCACGAGGGAGACCCCGGUCGCUGGCGUUACAACAAAGCAUGGGAGCAGUUUUUGGAAGAAAACCAACGUGAAAAUUUCGAUGUAGUUCACUCCGAAAGCGUGGCGCUACCUCAUUGGCUAGCGCGAAGUCUCCCAAACCUCGCCGUGUCAUGGCAUGGGAUUGCCCUCGAAAGCUUACACUCCGGCAUCUUCCAAGACUUGACGCGCAAGCCUAGUGAGCCUAUCUCCCCAUCUUUCAACCAAAGCAUUCAAGGGGUUGUCCCAAAAGUUUUAAAUGAGAUACGAUUCUUCCAUAACUAUGCCCAUCAUGUUGCUAUAAGUGAUAGUUGUGGGGAGAUGCUAAGGGAUGUCUACCAAAUACCAAACAAAAGAGUGCAUGUGAUUGUCAACGGUGUUAACGAAGCCGACUUUGGCGUAGAUAAUAACCUAGGCCAAGAGUUUAGGUAUGCAAUCGGCGUACCUAAAAACGCUAGUUUGGUAUUCGGAGUGGCCGGAAGAUUAGUGAAAGACAAAGGCCAUCCUAUAUUAUACGAAGCAUUCUCAAAGCUCAUAGCUAAGAAUCCUAAUGUGUAUUUGAUCGUGGCUGGUUCGGGACCGUGGGAAGAAAGGUACAAGGAUCUGGGGCCUCAAGUUCUUGUUCUUGGGUCUAUGAGUCCAUCCAAAUUACACGAAUUCUAUAAUGGCAUCGAUAUCUUUGUGAAUCCAACGCUUCGACCGCAAGGUCUUGAUCUUACUUUAAUGGAGGCAAUGAUGAGUGGGAAGCCGGUGAUGGCGUCAAGGUUUCCGAGCAUCAAAGGUACUAUUGUUGUGGAUGAUGAGUUCGGCUUCAUGUUCUCUCCGAACGUCGAAUCAUUGUUGGAGGCUUUGGAGUUGGCUGUGAAUGAAGGGCCAAGGAGGGCAGCUCAAAGAGGAAAAGCUUGCCGGGAAUAUGCAAAUUCCAUGUUUACGGCAAGAAAGAUGGCAUUAGCAUACGAGAGGUUGUUUCUUUGUAUAAAAAAUGAAACAUUUUGUACUUACCCGUGAUUAAUUAGACUGUAGAUUUCGUAUUACAAAUUAAUUUUCCAUAGGAACUUGGUAUCGUUUUUACACGAUAUAUGGAAAAUUUGAUCGGCUUCUUAAUUGGUUCCCAAUUUAUUAACAUACA